Messenger RNA from Mizuhopecten yessoensis (Yesso scallop), 1621 nucleotides. RefSeq lists its product as uncharacterized. Bases 240 to 659 code for a protein of 139 amino acids. NCBI's taxonomy places the organism in Eukaryota, Metazoa, Mollusca, Bivalvia, Pectinida, Pectinidae. The transcript has 3 exons. The record is from RefSeq and is a predicted model, not a curated record.
AGACCCUUGGCGUGAUUGGCUGGAAGUGCAGCGAUUUUUUCGCUUAAGCAACAAGUUUUUCUCAUAUACCAAAAGAUAAAACAAUUGUAUAUAUCGUCUGACAUCACAAAUAUAUUAUCAUUCAUCCAUUUAAUGUUUGAUAAUUCGUUAUCGGAGAUAAACCGUGUAACAGCAUACACAGAUCAAGUGGACAACGACUAGUUUAUCGUCACUUUUUCGCUUAUAGUUUGGACAGCAGCAUGAUGGCUUUCUAUCCGGGUGUGUCCAAAGGUCCUACCACCUACUAUCACCACACAACCGUAGACGGUGCUAAGGCUAUAAGACAGGACGGUGUCAUCCGUCGGUCAACUGAGAGCGGAGGUGACGCAAAAUUUGGAAGCGGCACCUACUUAACUCUACUUGGGCCCCAAUAUCCAGCUAUAGUGAUUGCAAACAAUAACUGGGAUGGUUUAUCGCUUACUCAAAUUGCAGGGCGAACUGAUGCCGUGAUCGAAAUAGAAAUGCCAGCACAAGAGGCUGACAAAGUGGAAAAACUACAGAGUUCUCGAGACCUCCAUCUAUAUCCGGGGGACCUCAUAUUGAAGAACAAAAAUUACACUAUCUACAUCAGGGACGAGAAUGGCACGGCACUGGUAUACACUCAAGUAUCAGCUCGAUGAUCUGGACUUUUUUGGUUUAAUGACGGACGAUGAAAUACUAGUCAAAAAGCUAUUGAUUAAUGCACAACGUUAUGCACAAUAUGCAGAGUAUUACAUUAUAGACUCAUUGAUAAGUAAAUGUAAUUUAGGAGAGAUUAUUAUCUAGUUUAAGUUUUUGUUAUUAGAAGUCAAGUUUGUUGCAACCAUUUCGGAUUGAUCGUAGCCAUCUCCGAACGGUGAAUCUUUGUUACCACCUUUUUAAUAUUCGGGAUGCUACUAUGUUUGUGUACGUGUCAAAAGUCGUUUCCCCAUCAGCUACUGCAGUUGACUUAAUACCAUCAUAUUAUAGUUGGAUCAAGUAUAUUAUGUUUCGAGGGAUACAACGCUGAAUUAAAACUGUCGCUAUUUUCUUUUUUAUCUACGGUCGUGUUUCGGUCGUUCCUUCUUCACGAACUAAUCACCUGCCAUCAUUCUGAUUCUGUGAAUGGACUUAUUCUGGCUAAUCUAUUAUGAAGAAAUUGCUGCGUAUUCUCCAAUUUAAAUGCUACAUGAUUACAGACCCUUAGAAUGAAAUUGUGACUGUCAAAUCUUUUUUUUAUUUUCAAAUUUGAUAAUCUUGAUCAACAAAACAACAGAACAAAUUAUUAUAUAUUGUUUUCUUGUAUGUCUUCGGUUUUUAUACCAGGAUGGUCAACAUACAUUAAUCCUGACAGGUAAAUCGACAGUUUUAUGCAUAGAGAAAAGAUUCAUGAAAUAACUACAAUGAACAACACAAUUAUAUCUAUACACUUCACGAAGACGAAAAAACCCUUCAGAUGUUUUAGGUCUUGUUGCUAGACAGGCAGAUUUCAAUGUAGACUACAAACAGCAAUGUAUGCUGAUCGAUGGUUAAGAAACAUUUCAAAAUUAGAAUUUGCGACAUGACAAAAAAAAACAUUAAUAAGGAAUAUUUAUUGUACGGUGAUUGAUUGAAGACAUCUGAA